Molecule: messenger RNA, 1626 nt
Organism: Cyphellophora attinorum
Lineage: Eukaryota; Fungi; Ascomycota; Eurotiomycetes; Chaetothyriales; Cyphellophoraceae
Product: O-methylsterigmatocystin oxido
Exons: 7
Coding region: 1-1626 (541 amino acids)
Molecular function (GO): iron ion binding; oxidoreductase activity, acting on paired donors, with incorporation or reduction of molecular oxygen; heme binding
Source: RefSeq, a predicted model, not a curated record
AUGCCCACGAUGUAUUCCUCAAUAGGAUAUCCAUCCAUCGUGAUCCUUUUGCUGGGAUUGGCAGUCUGGAAACUUCUCAAGGUCGGGCGCAGGCCUGCGGGCAUGCCUCCUGGCCCUCCGACAAUACCACUGCUGGAUGCCGAGAAGCGACGCUCACGUACAGUUCCUGAGAUGGGCCGAGGAAUAUGGUCCUGUGUAUACUCUCAUGCUUGGUGCUCAGCCGCUGUUGUACUGUCAUCGGACGUUGCCGUCAAGGACCUUCUGGAUAAGAAAGGCAACAUCUAUUCAGAUCGGCCCAGCAUGUUCAUCGGUCAGAACAUCGCAAGCGGUGGGCAGCGCUUGAUACUUAUGAAAUACAACGACACAUGGCGAACAAUCCGAAGCCUGGUACACAACGCGCUGAACAUCACCGUCGCCGCGAAAUACGUUCCUUACCAAGACCUUGAAAACAAGUUCCUCCUUGCAGGCUUACUGGACACCCCUGAGCAGCUUCUCGACCACCUCAAACGCUUCAGCUAUUCAGUCUCGACUCAGAUGUUGUUCGGCUUCCGAUGCCCCAGCUCUGACGAUCCCAAGCUGGCUCGCCUUUUCUACACUUUGGAGCGGUUCGGCAAAGUCUCUGCGAGUGACGCCGCGCAGCUAGCCGAUUGUUAUCCGAUACUACAGAAGCUGCCUCAUUCCUGGCUGCCCGAAGUUAAGGCUGCCAGGCAGAUUCACGAGGUCGGACGGCAUCUUUACACCAGUCAUUGGUUGGAAGCCAAGAAGGCCCUCGAGGAUGGGACCGCGCUUCCAUGCCUCUGCAACGAUCUCCUUCUUGCCCAAAAGAGCGAAUCAUUAUCAGACGAAGCAGUCGGUUAUAUUGUUGGGAAUUUGCUCGAAGGCGGCUCUGACACAACUGCGUCGACGAUGCUGGGUUUCGUCCAGGCCAUGAUGGUGUUCCAAGACGCGCAGAAAAAGGCACGUGAGGAGAUUGAUCGAGUCGUUGGCCCCAACCGGCUGCCAGAGAUCGAUGACUACGCUGACAUGCCUUACAUUCGCUGCUGUAUCAAGGAGACGUUACGUUUUAUGCCAACGGUCAUACUCGGUGUGCCUCAUCGUGUCAUGCAGGACGAUGUCUACAACGGAUAUAAGGUUCCUAAGGGAACGACUAUAUUCACUAACGUUUGGGGCAUCCACAUGGAUCCCGCCCGAUCUCCUGAGCCGCGACGAUUCAACCCAGACAGAUAUGCAGGCGACGCAACAACACUGUACCAAUCCGCCAACGGUGAGCCGCUCCUGCGCGACAACUUCAAUUUCGGAGCAGGCCGACGCCUGUGUCAAGGCAUCCAUAUCGCUGAGCGGUCACUGUUCCUGGGCAUGUCACGCAUCCUGUGGGCUUUCAGCCUCGAAGCACCGCUCGACGACCGAGGCAAGCCUAUCAUUCCCGAUGUUGAUAAUCUGGUUGGUGGGAUAACGGUUCACCCUGCACCAUUUGGUAUCAACAUUGUGCCAAGGAGCCCUGAGCGUGUUCAGAUUGUUCGGGAUGCCGUGAAGGACUGCGAGAAGCUAUUGCAUCCUACCACUGGCCAGUGGAAGGCUGUGCCGGAAGGUAUGGCGUUUGGGGCUUGGAAGCCGAGGAAGGAGUGA